Messenger RNA from Salvelinus fontinalis (brook trout), 4448 nucleotides. Its product is annotated as brain-derived neurotrophic factor-like. Lineage: Eukaryota; Metazoa; Chordata; Actinopteri; Salmoniformes; Salmonidae. The record is from RefSeq and is a predicted model, not a curated record. Bases 3273 to 4082 code for a protein of 269 amino acids. Gene Ontology annotation, molecular function: growth factor activity; nerve growth factor receptor binding. The transcript is spliced from 2 exons. Gene Ontology annotation, biological process: cell surface receptor protein tyrosine kinase signaling pathway; regulation of neuron differentiation; neuron projection morphogenesis.
CAUCUCGUGGUCUAAUACGCCAUCUAGCGCAAAUAUAUGGAAACUACUUGACACCCGUUUUAAAGUAGGACUUGGUCUAGGUCUAAUGUGCUGCUGUUGAGCCUUUAUCUUAUUAUUGUUCGUAUAGCCCACUUGCAAUCAACUUGCAAUAAACAUCGUUUUAAGAUACAACUGAUUUAUUCAGAUAUAAAUAUGGGCAGUAGACUAAUAAGCUAACUUGAGCACUGUCGAUGAAAGUCAUUAUCUUCAAGACAUGCCUUUCAUCACAUUGCUAAAUGUAAUUAUCCUAAGGGUUUAUAAGGGCUAUUUAAGGGUUGUAAAAAUCUAAAGGAGAGUACAGAGUACUGGGAUUGUCGACCUAUGUGGGGACACUGUCUGACAGUGUCAAUAGAUUAAUUGACAUGUAAUGCAGACCUUAUGUUUAUUUAUGAAUUAAAAUGGCCUACACUGGUAUUACAGGCUAUCAAUUGGAAACUUGUCAUUUUAACAGCCAAUUUACACAUAAAAAAUAUUGUUAGGCUGCAGUUUUGAAGCAGUUAUCAUUUUACCUGUGUUACCUGGUUUGCGGUCACGUUGACAGGUUAACAUGUUGCACCACUAAUUAGUUGUAAGUGCAACUUGCGGAUAGACAUACAGGAAAUGUUGCACUUAUUAGCGUACUACGUUUAUCAGGAGGCGGCUUAAGUAUGAAGUCGGUAACCUUUGAAUAUUAUGAUAUUGUUAUAUAUAGGCUAUUGGACCUGUCUUUUGUAAACUGGCACAUUAAUGACACUUACUGGUUCUUUCCAGAGGAAGUGGUGGAGGACAACGCCCACAGUGUCUGUCAAUGGAAAAUAUGCAAUUCAUGAUCUACUGGAACAUAUUCCAACAGUCUUAACAUGUCUUGUUUUAAGUGGUCAUUACAUUUAUUUUAUAUCAGAGUUUGCCUAGAGGAAAAGCUACAGUAAAUGAUACUUAUCCAUUUGAAGAUGCUAUUUGCGAGUGUCAGAUAGGGAGCAGAUCUCUUCAAAACAGGCUUCCACGUGGUUUCUUGGUUCCAUCUGUUAGCUAUUACUGGGAAAAAGGAUAAUGGCGUUACAUUUGUAUAUUGUGACUGAGUCCUCUAGUAUGUUUCCAAAAUAUAUAGUUCAUAUAAAUGAAGCACUAUCUUUUAAGUAGGUUUAUUUGGAGCACAUACAAAGGUCAUAUUUUAAUGGACUGGAUAGGAAAACAUGUUGAUUGGUGUAGCCAUAGCACAAGCUGAUGUACAGGGAUCUUGGAUCAUGUGGAGAAAGGGUAUUUUCCUCCUCGUAGUGACUUACUUGACAAUGUGUUUUCAAAGUGAAAACGUUUGUUAACUUUUCACUGGAAAAGAGAGGAGUGUUAAGACAAAAAUGUUGAGAAAAUGUGUCUUUGAAAAAGAAAGUUAGUAUGUAUUGCCACAGACAUUUUGCCCACAUACAUGACUGUAAGUUAAGUGUAAGUGAAAUGUGAAGUCAUAUGUGCUGAGUUUUGUACAUGGUUGAAACACCAUUGUGUUUGUGAAUCCACUCCAGCAUCUGUCAAAGGGAGAUUUUUCAUUAUAAUCCCCACCUGGCACGAAGUACAAACACUGCAAGGCACCAAGCUAUCUCUAAACCCAACCGUAUAGCCGUGCCGGCCUCUCUCACAACAAUUGAACAGGUGCUCAUCUGAAUGUGUCAUCGUAAAGCCCUGCCACUACGUGGAAAUCCGUCAACUUUUAUCUAUGAACGUUCUGAAUGCACCAAAUGCAACUGUAAAGGACUGAUUUUAUUGAUGCAUAUCUUGAUUUUACGGAAUAUGUUAUGGCUGGAUAGAGUGUGGAAGUUUGAUUGUUCUCUUCCACACCAUACUGUACAUAUCCAGUACAUGAUAAUUAAAUAUCAGUGUACUGAUUACCUGGAGAUAAAAAGAAAUUGGACCGUAAAAUCCAAUUCAGAGCUGAAGAUAUUCUCAAAUCUGAUAUAGUAAAUGAGAACAUACCAGCCAUGGUGAGAAUCACUUUUACUUUGGUUUGAAUUAGAUAGGUCUCAGAGAGUACUGUUAUUCUGAGCCAGUCCCACAGCAAUAAAGUGAUUCAUCGGCUAGAUUGCAUUUUAACAGGAUGUUGAUUGAGAGCAUAAGCCAUAUUGAUUUUCCUGAUGGAAACAGGAAAUAGCCGAGUUAGAAAUAAAAUUAUUUGUUGUUCCCGGUGUGAGGAGGCCCAGAGGACUGGCAGGCAAUUGCACACUGAUGAGUGGCACUGCCCCCAAAACACCUCCCCUCCAUCCUGUCCCCUAUGGAGACCUGGGAGAGACGUCAUCUGUGGUUGUUAUGCCGCGAAAUGACGCCUGCGCUGACUCCCCACCCCCUGUUACUGCAACUUAGCUCCAGUGAUCCAUCAGGGAAGAAGGACUACUACCUCUGCUGCAGCAUAUUCUACAUGAAGAUGGACCCCCAAUCAGUUCAUGUAUCAAUAAGCAGUGGGAUGGGAUUUCAGUCCAUGGAUUUGUUUUCCUUGAUCAUUGGGGCAGCCUAAUGACGGGAUUUGACAGGUCACAGGAACACUUUAUAGGAUGAUAAAGGAUUACCUCUUAUGAAUAAUUAUUUUCAAAUUUCAAUAUUGAGAAAAUGUUGGAAUGAUUUCCUGCUCAUCUAUGUUUGCUUGGCUAUGUUUUGUCUCCAAGGUUGUCUUGUCAGUAGGAGGAAAGAUGUCCCCAUCCCCCUGCAAACACGUACAAACCAAGCCCUCCUUUCCUCUCCUCCUCCAUUCCCUCCCUUCCCUCUAACACACACUCACACUCUGGAGAAACACGUCACUGAGCUUGGGGACUCAGCGGCUCAUUAAGGAGAAGGAUGUGAUAUUCUCAAUCGAGACUGUGAGACUCCCAGCACGCCUAUUUAUAGAUGCAAUAUCUCUAUGGCAGUCACUGUGGCGUUGGCUAAUCGCAGCCGUGGCCCCAGACGCCAAUUAAGAAUGAAACAAAUGCUUUUUAGGUGGGAUCUGCCCCUCCCUUCUGCUAAGGUCCUUCCGUCCGCCACAAUGCCUGGUGGGGGAGCGGAUCUGCUUGGAACGUAUUCCUGCAUCAGGUCGGGAUACAAGGAGGGCAGCAUGCAGAGUGCAGUCAAAGCCCUGCCGUGGCUAUUUUUAAAUGCACCCCUCUGGAGAGCAAGAGCUAGGUUUCUUAUAAUGUGGUUGUUUUCAUAUGUUUGACUCUGGGUCUGGGAUGUCCGUGGAUAUGUUGAAUUGCUGUGACUCAUAGGGCAUAAAGUUCCACCAGGUUAGAAGAGUGAUGACCAUCCUGUUCCUUACUAUGGUUAUUUCGUACUUCAGUUGCAUGAGAGCUGCUCCCAUGAGAGACGCCCCGGGUAUAAGGGGCCACCGAACGGAAGGCUACUUGGGUGCUGCAGUGACGGUCGGCCAGGGCCACGGGACUCCACAGAGCGGGGGUGGGCCGGGCCAGCAUGGGGGACUGCCCUCGCUCACAGACACGUUUGAGCAGGUUAUUGAGGAGCUCUUGGAGGUGGAAGGAGAAGCAUCUCAACUGGGGCCUGGGGCUGACAAGGGCCAGGGAGGAGGGGGUCCUUCCUCUCUGGUCACCACGGAGACCAAGGAUGUCGACCUGUAUGCAUCGCGGGUGAUGAUCAGCAACCAAGUGCCUUUAGAGCCACCGCUGCUUUUUCUCCUGGAGGAAUACAAAAACUACCUGGACGCCGCUAACAUGUCCAUGAGGGUACGGCGGCAUUCUGACCCGUCGCGGCGUGGAGAGCUGAGUGUGUGUGAUAGUAUUAGCCAGUGGGUGACAGCUGUGGACAAAAAGACAGCAAUAGACAUGUCUGGGCAGACCGUUACCGUCCUGGAAAAGGUCCCUGUCCCCAAUGGCCAACUGAAGCAAUACUUUUAUGAGACCAAAUGUAACCCUAUGGGGUACACAAAGGAGGGCUGCCGUGGAAUAGACAAGAGGCAUUAUAACUCCCAAUGCAGGACAACCCAGUCCUACGUGCGAGCGCUCACCAUGGAUAGCAAAAAGAAGAUUGGCUGGCGGUUUAUAAGGAUAGACACAUCAUGUGUAUGCACAUUGACCAUUAAAAGAGGAAGAUAGUGUAUAUAAUGUAUAGAUUUUAUUGAGAGUUUAAAAAAGAGAGUAAAGAGAAAAUAUCUAUUUGUAUAUAUACAUAACAGGGUAAAUUAUUCCGUCAAAUGAAAAUUUUAUGGACUGCAUGUAAAAAAAGAUGACGUUUAUACAGUAAAAGUGAUACUACAGUCUAUUUAUUGAACAUAUUCAUGACCUUGUAAACAAUUAAAAAAAGAUCUGAUCAGUCAUUUGCGCCCAGUUUAAAUUACUAUAUCACAUUCCUCAAGACAUUGUGGUUUGUUUACGUUGCCAAGAAUGUGAGAAAGAAGGAAAAGAGUGAUGAGGAUGAGGGAGAGGGUGAGGACGAGUUCCAUAAAAAAAACUUGCAUGCUG